Striga asiatica is the source of this 732-nucleotide messenger RNA. The record is from the annotation of a GenBank genome assembly. NCBI's taxonomy places the organism in Eukaryota, Viridiplantae, Streptophyta, Magnoliopsida, Lamiales, Orobanchaceae.
AUGGCAGAGUUUAAAACUGCCACAGCCAACAGGCAACUCCUCGUCCACCCACUCCACAUACAAUUUGUUUAUAGGCACAGCCUCCAGCCACGUGAUGCUCAGUUCGAACGGGGAAGAAAAUAUUUUCUUCACCUUGGCGUAAAAUCUCGGCAAAUCGUCCAAAGUGUCGUAACAGGCCCAGAAUUGGCCUACUUCAAACUGGCUUUCCUCACGCACUUUAUCAAAAUCGCUAAAUUCCGGAUCAGGACAUUCUAUAUUCACAACAUCACUGGAUACUUGCGGUUUAUUGAGAGGGGGAUCAGUAAGAUCAUCGACCUCGGUCUCAAUUUCCUGUAUUCGGGAUGGAUUUUUCGUGAACAGCAGCCGGCCGACUUGGGUCAGGUCUCGAGUGCACAUUUUGAGCAGCACACUGUGUUUUGGAUUUCGUUCUUGACGGGUUGUCUGGAGACCCUUUGCCUUUCUGAAAGCCCAUUUUACAAUUUCCUGUAUUCGGGACUGAUUUUUCGUGAAAAGCAGCCGGCUGACUUAGGUCAGGUCUCGAGUGCACAUUUUGAGCAGCACACUGUGUUUUGGAUUUCGUUCUUGACGGGUUUUCUGAAACGAUCACCUCAUAGGCCACGAAGACCUUUUUGCACCCGGGACAGAACGGGCAACACGUCCAGAACACCUGUGCCACGGAAGAAGAGUUUGAAUUAUUUGCUUGAUGUUGACCCAUACUGCUGUUACCAUUAG